UUGAAAAGUUUAGAGACAGUGCAAAACAUUUUUCUACACAAGAUUUACCACUAGUUACUCGUAAGGGGGUAUACCCGUAUGACUACACAGAUGAUUGGGAUAAGCUUGAAGAAACCAGUUUACCGGCGAAAAAAUAUUUUUACAGUACAUUGGACGAAUCACAUAUAAAACAUGAGGAUUUUGAGCAUGCAAAUACAGUUUGGAAUCAUUUCAACUGUCAAACACUCGGGGAAUACUCUGAUCUUUAUUUAAAAAUCGACGUGCUGCUGCUGACUGAUGUAUUUGAAAAUUUCCGAGAUCUCUGUAUAAGAACUUACCAUCUGGACCCAUCAUUUUACUACACAGCACCGGGAUUUAGUUUUGACUGUAUGCUGAAAUACACGGGUCAACAACUUGAACUGAUUUCGGAUUAUGAUAUUUUGUUAAUGUUCGAGAAAGGAAUUCGUGGCGGCUUGACCCAGGCGAGCAUGAGAUAUGCAAAGGCGAAUAAUGAAAAGACACCAGAUUAUGAUCCAACACAACCAAAAUCAUGGCUUGUUUAUCAGGAUUGUAACAACUUGUACGGUUACGCAAUGUCACAAUUCAUGCCAUACGGAGGAUUUAAGUGGGUUGAGCCGAAACUAGAGGGGCUAAAUGAUUUAAACGAUAGAUCACCAAUCGGGCGGAUGUAUGAGGUCGAUAUAUCAUAUCCAAAAGAACUUCACGACAAGCAUAAUGAUCUGCCAUUCCUACCGAAAAAUAGUAUUCCACCUGGUUCAAAAGUUAAAAAACUUAUGGCGACUUUAGAAUCAAAGAAAAACUAUGUGAUUCAUUAUCGGAACCUGCAGCAGGCUAUAGCCAACGGACUCGUUGUGGAAAAAGUUCACAGAGUUGUGCAGUUUAAUCAGUCGGACUGGCUUAAAAAAUACAUAGAAUUAAACACUGAGAUGCGGAAAAAGCGAGGAACGACUUUGAAAAGGGUUUCUUCAAACUCUUAA
This is a messenger RNA of Metopolophium dirhodum (rose-grain aphid), 977 nucleotides long. RefSeq lists its product as uncharacterized. Gene Ontology annotation, biological process: DNA replication. The record is from RefSeq and is a predicted model, not a curated record. The coding region runs from base 369 to 977 and encodes 202 amino acids. NCBI's taxonomy places the organism in Eukaryota, Metazoa, Arthropoda, Insecta, Hemiptera, Aphididae. The transcript has 4 exons. Gene Ontology annotation, molecular function: nucleotide binding; DNA-directed DNA polymerase activity; DNA binding.